GGUUCUGAAAUGGUAGCUGUAACAUUGAAAGUGCUAUUGAAAAUAUUGGGAAUGAAUCAUUGCUUCAACCUCAACGUUGAUGAAAGACAAAUUUCCUAAGAGGCCCUUGUGACGUCACGGCCUUCACUCGAGGGCUGCUGCUAAUCGAAAUAAAUAUGGCUGACCGUCGGCGAGUGCGGCUGGAAUGCUCGGAUGGAUCCGUUUUUACGCACAGAGAAUUGUUCGUUUGACUGGGGUUAUCUUCGCUAAGGUAAAAGCUGAAAACGAGCGUAAUAUCAAGGCUUUAAUAUUAUAGGCAUGGAUUUGAGUGAGUGAUCAUUUUGAGAUGAAUGAAACGGGCUCGCGAUCUAGUGCCGGAAUGACUUCACCACGACAUCCAACGCACCAAGCCGUAAUGGAUAGACUGCGGCAACGUUUCAGCCAGUACCGAAAGCGGCACUAUGACUGCCAGAAACAAUAUGCAGAGUCACUGCCAGCUGUUCAGGACAUGGAGAGACAAGAAGCACUGAAUUUGCACAAACGUGCUUUAGAUAGCCGCAAUAGGAUGAUGAACAUGAACGGGAAGACAUCAAAACAAAAUGACGGCGAAGGCAAAGUAGAACAGCAACAAACAGCAAACGGAUUUGAAAAGUCAACUAAUGCUAUCUAUCAAAUACGCGAGCAGCAAAUCCUAUUGAAGAAGAGAAAACACGAACAGAAUAUGAACAGUACACAGAAUUCGUACGUGGAAUCGAAUGAUGACAACCUAGGAGGGGAGUACAUGAGCAAGCUCCAGAGACAUGAUGGUGUUUUGCAUGUUUCGUCGACAGAGGGACAAAAUACUGUCGUUUCGGUUAAUCAACCACACCGGAUAACACAUGCUCCAAGUCAAGUGCAUCAACCUAAUUUCAAUCCCAUUUCAAUCCACGAAACUGUCGGAACAGAAACGUACGCUCGUAGUGGAAGCCACAGAUUGCCGCUUGAUUUUAAGCGAGAGAAGGGUGCGAUCGAUUCUUGCGAUGAAUCCACGCAUUCUGAAAAUGGCCCGGGAACUGUGGUUAACGGUGAAGACUACAUACGACAAGAGCUUAUCCAUUUUGAAAACGUAAUUAAACGCUUUAAUGAAGACAGUGCACCUGCCACGUCGCAAUCAAUGCACUCAAGUGACAGAGCUUCACUGAGUGGUAUCGAUGACAAAAAGAAGCACCCACAAUCUCUUCAAUUGAAAGAAAUUGCCAGGAAGUCACAGUUUGCUCAGGCUCAGCCUGUAAUGUCAUUUGGGGAAAGCCAAGAACGACCUAAACAACACUCUAGUCAGUAUCCUGUUGGCCCAACAGGCCAACAGUCCCCUGGUUUACGGCACCCCUACACAGCAGGUAAAUACCCUGAAGGUUUGUCAGUCAUUUCAAAUAAUCAGCGGCAAUUACCUAGGCAGUAUCAAAUGGCUCUGUCAUCGCAGUCACCAUUACAACAACAACAACAACAACAACAACAGCAACCACAACCAUUUUAUGGUUUUCAACAGGACAGCUUACCAAAACUCACCCACAUGCCUUCACAAGUCCAACAGCUGUUCGCUCAUAAAUUUCAAAGUCAACCAGUUAUUUCAUCGUCAUCACAGGUGGCAGGAUUAAGAGGACCAGUUUCUUCACAUGACAUGACAAGAUACACCAUUCCUCGAUCACAAACACAAUAUCAGCGUCAAAAGUCAAUGCCACCAUUACAAAAUCAACCCUACUCAAACUCUGACUCACAGUACCAACAACAAGUUGGUAGUUACCAGGGAGACCUAUCUGGAUUUUCAGAUCAAACCAAUACUUACCAUUAUCAGCGGAGAAACUCUUUUCCAAUUUAUCAUCGUACAAAUAGCCAGCCACAAGAAAAUUUCUCACGUGGAAUGCAGCACACUUUGGGAUCUAAUCAAGCAAGUCUUCUAAGAGGUGUUUUACAAACUCCUUCCCAAAAUGUUGUAGAUGAUAGAGAUUCUUACUUGAUGAAUUCCAACAUGAGUUUUUCAUCAUCAUCUUCUCCGCAAACAGUACCAUUGUUACCCAGAAGGACACCCUCUUCUAAUGGUGAUCUAAACACAGUAGGUCCUGGCUCACAACAUUCAUCAAUGAUGUAUAGAGGAAGUAUUCAACAACAACAGCAGUCUGAUUCAGUAUUACAACAGGGAAGUGAAUUUCAGACUUCUUCUGUGCCCCUCAGAGAAAUGACUGAGCGAUAUUCAUCUGUGACGGAGGUUGAUGCACAGUAUGGUGGGAUCCCGCCUCUAAGUUCACUUGAUAAAGCACCUUCAUUUACAUCUCUACUUGAACAGUCAGCCAUUAAUCAAGGGAAUCUAGAAACAACUUACACAGGAUCAAUACCUAACCUAGAUUUGCUUGGUGAACUCUUAGGUUAGUGAUACUAAAAGUAGAAACAUACCAGUUUGUUUUUUUCUUCUUUAACGUUUAGUUAAUCAAGUUAAGUUUUAUUCCUGUGGGAAAAAGGGGGCUUUUAUGACCCCACAUUGGAACAGAGUAAAUGUUUUUAACAUCUGACAUAUUUAGUGUUUUUGGGAAAAUAAUUUCCAUUAGAGAACCUUUUUUUAAUUGAAAACUUUUUUUUUUAAUUUGAUGUUUUGUUUCUAGGUUGUUUAAGAUUCUCAUUUUUUAUGCUCCAUCAUUUAACACAAUUACUUCAGCAGCAACCACCAAGUGUUUUUCUUUUAGUUACCAGGAAAGUUGAUAAAAAAAAAGAAAGAAAUUGAGAAUUGUCUGAACCCAUCUCAUUGAGGGAAUUUUUUCGGUGGUCCAGGUUUCUUUUCAUGUUGUAUGGCAGAGACUUUAUCACCAAGUUUGGUUCUCAAGAUUUCAAGCUUGUACAAUGCACAAUUUUGUCUACUGAAUGGUGACUUGAAUUAUCAAAGAAAAAUAGGAUUGAUGUUGUGCAAAUAAAUGGUCAUGGUUGCCACAGGACAGGGAAAAGGUGGGAAGUUAACUUUGACUUGUGGAAAUUUUACAUCUUUGAAAAAAGUCAGGAAAAAGUGUAAUUUUAAAUAAACAAGAAGUUGGUCUUGGCCCUGAAGAAAGAUGGUGACACUUUCUUUAUUGUGAUGUUGACAUUACUCAUGUACUUUGUCUAAUACAGUUGAUAGAUUCCUGACCAACAUGUCCUUUCCCUUUGUAAUAUUCAAGUUGGUGUGUGAAUGAAAUCAUACAUUUUCUUUUUCUGUUUUCAUUGUUUCUAAUAUUUGAAAUUCUUGGGUGUGUUUUGUGGACUUGAAAGGUGUUGGAUUGGUAGUAUGUUGUUUAACAUAUUUAAUGUCAUCUCAAGGGGCUAUCCAUUCAUAUACACUGUAUGUGAUUUGUGAAAAGCAUAAAGGUAUGGGUGGAGAGAGUGGCUGUGAGGGGAGGUUGCAGGCCAUUAUGAGGGCUGGUUUGUGAAAUUGUGAAUUCGGUUGGUCUGGUAAAUUUAUGUUUCUUAGGGGAAAAGUCAGAGAAUUUCCAAAUUCUGUGACUGUGGCAACCAUGAUAAUGACAAAUACUUUUAAGGUGAUACUCAGACUCUGCUGUAUUUCUAUGGUAAAUUUCAAAAUUCUUGAGGAAAGUAUAUUUAGAACAACCACAUGUACUGAAGACACCAUUUACAUGUGACAUAAGUGUUAAAAAGCAGCAAGUUAGUCUGAGUAAUUUAUACAUUUGUAACUUGAUAUGCUAUAUCUGUUUAUCUUCCUUUAAGUUUUUAUCAUAAUAUAUCUGACAAUACCUAUAUUUUACUUCAACUUAAUUUUUUUUUUUGGUUAGUGCCUAAAAUACAAAUAUAUUUCUUGUGCUUCCCUUGUAAUCCUGGGCAUAGCCCAAAAUACUAAUUCAGAAAACUUUUUAUUUAGCUUUUACUUCUUCAAAAUAUUAUAGAGUCUGAAAGUGUCGUCUGCAAUUUUCUGUAGCUAUUCUAAAUUGUUUCCUAUUUCCUUGAUGUAAAGUGCCAUGUUAUGAGAAUAGAAAACAAGCCAUUACCCAAAAUUAACUGUUGUUGCAAUAGACAAAAAAAUUAUGUCACCCCCUAUUUUCCUGGGUAACCUGGGGAGGAAAUUACUCAGUAAAUGUUGAGCUUUGUUUUUGUUUUGUUUUGUUUUGUUUUUUUCUUACAUGUAAGAGUGCUCAUAGGUGGAGAAAGCAUUUCAAAGAGUCUUGGCAUGGUUUCUGAAAGACAUGUAAUUUUACCUUCAUCAACAUAGAUUUCAGUGAAAUGGAUGCAGCUUAAGGCCUUUAACACUGGAACUCAGUUUUUAAGUUAUAGUGUAUACAUAGUUUGGGCAUUUGUAAAGGCUUAUGGAUGUGGAAAUUUGUUUUAGUUGUGUUUGUCUGUAGAGAGGUGGUGGAUUAAUGUAACAAAUUCUUGAAGGGAUAUCCCAAAAUUGUACAAAUGUCUUUGACAUAAAUACAUUGAGCCUGUUCAUUUGAAA
Messenger RNA from Pocillopora verrucosa, 4429 nucleotides. RefSeq names its product alpha-protein kinase 1-like. Gene Ontology annotation, cellular component: nuclear speck. Lineage: Eukaryota; Metazoa; Cnidaria; Anthozoa; Scleractinia; Pocilloporidae. Gene Ontology annotation, molecular function: transcription coactivator activity. The record is from RefSeq and is a predicted model, not a curated record. Gene Ontology annotation, biological process: Notch signaling pathway; positive regulation of transcription by RNA polymerase II.